Molecule: messenger RNA, 234 nt
Organism: Peronospora matthiolae
Lineage: Eukaryota; Oomycota; Peronosporomycetes; Peronosporales; Peronosporaceae
Source: the annotation of a GenBank genome assembly
AUGCAGGUACGUCUGCCUGCUGGAGCAGCUGGUGGGACAGCGACUUCUAAGCCUUGCAGCUCCUGCUUGUCAAUCUCGCCCGCCGAGCAGAACACUGAAGCUUGCGACGAGCUUGAUGUUCUUUUCGAUUCGGACAGCUAUCAAGCUGGAGUGGUAUUCCUGCCGUCCAUGUUGACCAGCUGGUCAUCAACCCGACAGCAGGCGAUACGGGCCAUCACGAUUGACGUCGGAUAG